CUCUUCCGUACACGCAUGCGCAGUGCUAACCCCGCCCUUUAUGGGCGUGGCCUGAGCUGUAUUAACCAGUCAGCGCUGGCUUUGCGUUACCGUGGCAACGCGAUGCGGAAGCGCCGCCCGCGCAUGCGCAGUGGCGGCGCGGGCAGGGAGCGCCGCGCGGGCGGAAUUUUGGGGGGAAUUUUGGAAAUUUUGGGCAAUUUUGGGCUGAAUCCGGCGGGUUUUGGGGUCCCAAUGGCGGAGCUGCACCUCAUCGGGCAGAUCGAGAGCGGCUGCGGCUUCUCCGAGCGGCGCCUCUUCUGCAAGUGGGGGCUGCACGCAGGCGCGGGCUGGACGCUGCUGGCCGGGGCGGGCGCGGGGCAGACCCACCUCGAUGAGCCCCAGGCGGGUGAAGCUGCGCAGUGGGGCCACCCCCUGGACCUGCACCUGGGGACACGCGGCCUGCAGGGCUGGCCCAGGCUGCUGCUGGAGGUGUGGCACGUGGACACGUGGGGCCGCCGUGGCCUGGCGGGGUACGGCGUGUGCGCGGUGCCGAGCGCGCCGGGGUGUCACCGCGUCACCGUUGUCACCUGGCGGCCGCGGGGGACGCGGCGCCAGCGGCUGUUGGGCCCCGGUGGCCCCGAACUGCGCGACCCCUUGGGGACGGCCACCGCGGCCACCGAGCGGUUCCGGCUGCGCACCGAGAGCGCCGGCACGGUGCGGCUGCGGCUCGGCGUGGUGGCACGGCACAUGGCGCGCUUCGGGGUGGCACUGUGACACCCCUGGGGACAUUGGGGACAUUGGGGACAUUGGGGACAUUGGGGACAUU
Messenger RNA from Taeniopygia guttata (zebra finch), 805 nucleotides. NCBI's taxonomy places the organism in Eukaryota, Metazoa, Chordata, Aves, Passeriformes, Estrildidae. The record is from RefSeq and is a predicted model, not a curated record.